AAGUGCGUUCUUGUUAAAACUAUCUGUUGUUUUUGUUUUUUUGCUUAAAAAAUUGUCUUCAUUUGAACCUCUGUUUUCCUAAUUGUUAUUAAUAAUAAUUAUUUGACUUGAAGUAAAUUUUGAAUAUUUUUUCCGAAAAAGCGUAAAACAAUUUGCAAGAAAUAAUUUGAUCAAUGAAAAAAUCACUGAAUGGCUUGGACUUGCGAAUUUCACCACAAUCCACAACCAUAAAAAUUGUACUGAAACAAAAGGAAACUGUAAAAGCUGGCUUAGCCGACAAAUUAUCCUCUGUAGGUGCAGGUCGGCGCAGAGUUACAAGAUGAUUAAUCAUCAACUAAUUGCUGACCAUGCCGCUAAUAAUUACGUCCUGAAUUUCAUUGGAUGUCCAACAACAGAGGACAUCCAACAAAUGAACUUUUCCCAAGAAUUCGAAGAUGUUUCAUUGCCAGAAUGCUUAACUCCACCAUCGUCAGUAAAUAAUCUCGAUAAUCCACGGUAUCAUCAGAUGUUUACACAUAUAUAUGACGGCUAUCAACAAACAACAAACAGCAGUUAUGGCAGCAUAAAUUCCACAGGUCAGCUAUCUGUGGAACAAAACGUAUCACGAAAAAUUAAUCGCAAAAUAAGAAGAGACGAAGACACAUUAAAUGAUAGUGAUAAUUAUCAGAACAUUCAACAUUUAACGAACGCUGUUACUCCCCAUGUGAUCAUAUCCCCCUCUGCGGUGGAAGAAGAUGAUUUAGAUGUAAAACCUUUCGAAGAACCAUUAGGUUUACUUCAGAGCAUCGAUUCCGGCAACUUGAUGCAACUGAGCCAGCAAUCGUCGGUGCAACGCACGCUAGUAGGAGAACACAUCAAUAACAAACCGAAAAUCAAUCUCCCGCCAUCGCUUGAGGAACAUGAAGGAGAUUAUAAAUUUCGAAUUAGUGUACAAUCUAAAGGACCUCAGAUACGAGGUAAUAAAAGUAAUGCCGUCUAUUCGGAACACCUCAAAAAGUUAUACAUCAAGAAGAAUGAAAAUGUUUACAUUGACGCUUACUACACUUUGAAAAUACCGAUACAACCACUACGUGCAAGAGCAUUUAUGGUUUUCUCAAAAGACACAAGCGAACCAGUGUUGAGAUGCCAAAAUCAUAUUUGUGAGGAUAACAAUGAGAACAUCAAAAUACGUCAUUCAAUGUUACGUUGUGAAAAUGCGGGGGUAGAAUAUUGUGGCAGCGAGACGGGCAAAUAUAUUAAGGAUCGUUAUUCGGUGGUGAUACCUUUGGAUGCUUAUGUGAAAUCAGCGGAAGGCGAGAACCAAGUUAAACAACAAUUGUUGUUUAAUUUUUCCUGCAAUAAUUCUUGUAUGGGUCGUCGUGAAACCAGCGCUAUAUUUCUGUUGGAAACUAUGAGUGGUGAAAUUUUAGCGCAACGUGUUCUGCAUGUAAAAGUAUGUACAUCGCCCCGUCGCGAUAAACGUAGUGAAGAAAUGCCUCCGAAAAUGAAUAGAAAGCGCAAGGCUCCUUAUGAAUACUGUACUGAAACCAAAACUCUGAAGCUUGACAACUCUUCGUUAAAUACUGAUUACAGUCGCAGUAGUUGUGAAGAAAUAAGUGAAUAUGGGAUAAGCGAUGGUAGCGGCGGAAAAUGUUCUAAUCAUUCUCUUCACAGAGAAAAUAAUGGGGAUUUCGUGAUGACGUUAAGAUUUAAGAAUCGCGAGGCGACACUGAAUGCUAUUAAAUUAUUGUUCGUUGACGUCCAAAUGCGAGAAUUUUUCUAUCAUAUUCCCAAAGAAAGAGAUGAAUUUUGGCAUUUAUAUCAAGAAGCAUUGGCGGCCAACUAAACCCUCGCUUUGAUUUUUUCAUCAUUAUUCCAUUACAAAUUUUCACGGUAUUCUUUUUUUUUUUUUUGUGUGUGCCUUUGUGUUCAGUAAUCACUCUAUUGUCAACGUAUAAUAGUUUCGAAUUACAAUUAAAUUUAAAUUUUUCUUUCAAUUUUUGAAAGUAUUCAAAAAUAUGUAAAAAACAUUCCAACUUAGUAGAUGAAAAGUGUAAACAAAAUUCAUUUUUAGCUGUAGUUAAAUAUGUUUAUUCAAGUCAUUUGCUUUUGUAUUUGCAAUAGUUUAUGUGCCUUCUAUUUCAUUUAUUUUUUUUGCCUUUUUUUUCUUCAUGUUUUUUCCAUUUAUAAAAUAUUCAUUAUAUGUAUU
Messenger RNA from Glossina fuscipes, 2188 nucleotides. It is a transcript of the gene p53, whose product is annotated as cellular tumor antigen p53. The record is from RefSeq and is a predicted model, not a curated record. Gene Ontology annotation, molecular function: DNA-binding transcription factor activity, RNA polymerase II-specific; RNA polymerase II cis-regulatory region sequence-specific DNA binding. Gene Ontology annotation, biological process: regulation of transcription by RNA polymerase II; apoptotic process. Lineage: Eukaryota; Metazoa; Arthropoda; Insecta; Diptera; Glossinidae. The transcript is spliced from 13 exons. Gene Ontology annotation, cellular component: nucleus. The coding region runs from base 320 to 1825 and encodes 501 amino acids.